CACAAACGACGUAAGAUGUCAAAAUCGCAACAUGUCUGCAGACAUAAACAAAAUUACCCACAUUAACGCCUUCAAACCGCCAUGCCAACGCGACUGCACCGAAGAAAAAUGCCCCAAAUCCAUCCUCAAAGAAAACCAAUGCUUAAUAAACCAAGCAGCAUCUCACACCAAGAUUUUCACCAGCAAAAACAUCACCAUCUACGUGGAAGAGGACCGGCUCGACGAAGACGACUUCAUUAUAGUCGAGCGGAAGCUGAACAAGGACUGCUGCAGGAGCGCCCUCAAAGACCCCGCUUCGUUCGAAUCGGUCCUGGCGAAAGGUAGAAUUCGCAGCCAGAAAGACCACGUGGUGACGUUCAAUUGCGAGGCGGAAUCGGCGAGGAAAUCGUCGCCGACGAGCAGCGAUUCGCCCAGUGACGAUUCCGACGAGCCUUCCGGCGACGCGCCUUCUUCGACGGGCUGCGCGCACCCAUCGGAGAUCUGGAAAACCACCUUAGCGGCGCUGAUACUCUGCCUGACAUUGUUCCUGAACCUCAUCGCGUUGAGCAUGGUGCACGAUAAGGUGCCGAGCAGAUCGGACGGGCCUCUGCCGGACAUCGUGCUGAGCACCGUGCUGGUGUUCAAGCCGGGGCUCUUCAUCUCGGAGUAUAUAAUAAUGUUCAUGAUAUUCACGUCGUUGACCUCUAUAUUGUUGUUUCAUAGAUAUAGCAGUAUUAUAUUUAGGCGGAUAUUUCUUAUGAUGUCCGUUUUGUACCUGUACAGGACUAUUACGAUGUCGGCGACGAUUCUACCGACGGCUUCGAAGAAGUACAUGUGCGCUCCCAAGCUGGCCCAUCCGAAUAUCAACCAGAUAUUGAGGAGAUCGAUUUCGUUGAUACCGAAUUUCGGUUUGUCGGUGAUCGGACCGCAGGAAUUCUGUGGAGAUCUCAUCUACAGCGGUCACACUGUUCUAUUAGUAUUACUAGCCCUGCUGAUGUCCGAGUACACUUCCAAAAACUUGUGGAUUGUGCACUGGCUGUACAGGAGUUUAGCUUUCGCGGGUAUUCUAAUGCUGGAACUGGCCCACGCUCAUUACUUCAUAGACGUAAUUAUAGCUUACUACAUGACGACCAGGGUGUUUUGGACGUAUCACACCAUCGCCAAUAACGAAGAACUGAAAACCGCGGGAGAAACGAACUUUUACAGUAGGGCGUGGUGGUUCCAGAUAUUCGUAUUUUUCGAGAAAAAUAUACACGGGCCCGUGCCCAAUGAGUUUCAGUUUCUAUUCAACGGCGACGAAGACGAUGUCGGAGCGAACUUCGCCAAAUACGAUUCGAUUUGACUGUGUGUAACUUAUUAAUCGAUUAGUCAAUUAAACGGUAAUAACAC
Phyllotreta striolata is the source of this 1368-nucleotide messenger RNA. The record is from the annotation of a GenBank genome assembly. NCBI's taxonomy places the organism in Eukaryota, Metazoa, Arthropoda, Insecta, Coleoptera, Chrysomelidae.